AUGGGCUCAUUGGAUCCAUGCUCAUAUAAUCAUGCAUGCAAAUGUUUACCUUUAUCGUUUGCCGAUGAUGUUGGUAUUUGUGCUGUGGUCGGUGCAAGCUGUUCUAGACUUAGCCCAUGCAGGUUUCCAUAUGAUACUUGUGAUGCCGAUCAUAUUUGUGUUCGCCAUCAGCAAUGUGGCUCAAAUCCUGUUUGUUAUCCAUUAUCAAUGGCUGAUCAAAGAUUAUGUCCAUUAAUGAUAACAAUUGACUUUCCUAAUUUUAUUUUUAUUUUUGAUACAUUUCUUUCAACAAUAUUGAAUUAUGAAAUCCAUUGA
Molecule: messenger RNA, 315 nt
Organism: Rotaria socialis
Lineage: Eukaryota; Metazoa; Rotifera; Eurotatoria; Philodinida; Philodinidae
Source: the annotation of a GenBank genome assembly